Messenger RNA from Physcomitrium patens, 752 nucleotides. The record is from RefSeq and is a predicted model, not a curated record. Lineage: Eukaryota; Viridiplantae; Streptophyta; Bryopsida; Funariales; Funariaceae.
CUCAUGUGCUGCCGAGUUUGCUCUCUCGCAACCAAUAUCCAUCAAUAUUUUGCCGGUCAUGGCACUGCAAUUGCGGAAAAUGCUCGUAGGAUUGUCUAUCACUCGUUCCCUUACGUUCAAAUGUGCCGAAGGUGUUGCUCCCUCAUCAAGGAUACCAUGGCUGCAUAGCUCCAGAUUAUUUGCCUCAGUAGACGCUUCAAAUGAAGGGAAGAGAAAAUCGAACGAGGACGAGGGUCACAGGGUGACAGUGGAGGGUGGGGAUGCCUCUCCUUCGAAAGAGGAUAUGGAUGACCACGACGGUGGCGGCUUAGAUAUCAACACCGAGACUGGUGAGGUGGGCGGACCCCACGGUCCAGAGCCCACUAGGUAUGGAGAUUGGGAAAAAGGCGGCCGUUGCUACGAUUUCUAGUUUGUAGUCUUUUGCGUUUUUACUAUAGUGGCGGUAUCUAGUCCCACAGUUACAAUGAGCUAAGAAUCUCAGCGAGGGAUUAUUCAAACGCACAUUGAAUUGCUGGGAUAGGAUUGCAAUGUGAACUGUCACACAGUGUAAUAGUCGCACUUUUGGUUUUGUUAAUGACUUUAAUAAUCACGUUAACUUUGAGUUUAACUUCUAAUACCGGCUUUGAGGUUACAACCUUUAGUUGAGCAUUGCGCGCUUUUAAUGCAUGCUGCUAGAUAGUAAACUUAUAGUAUCUAGCUUCGGACUUUCAAGAAUUCCCUAACAGAUGAAGAUAUGGAUGCGUUUCCAUUGA